Melanotaenia boesemani (Boeseman's rainbowfish) is the source of this 1099-nucleotide messenger RNA. It is a transcript of the gene samd10a, whose product is annotated as sterile alpha motif domain containing 10a. Gene Ontology annotation, molecular function: protein binding. Lineage: Eukaryota; Metazoa; Chordata; Actinopteri; Atheriniformes; Melanotaeniidae. The coding region runs from base 259 to 786 and encodes 175 amino acids. The transcript has 5 exons. Gene Ontology annotation, biological process: cell surface receptor protein tyrosine kinase signaling pathway. The record is from RefSeq and is a predicted model, not a curated record. Gene Ontology annotation, cellular component: cytoplasmic side of plasma membrane.
AGCACUCCGUCAAGCUGCCCUCGGUAGUUCCUGUAGUCUCUUCAGCCCGCACACACAGCAGAGGACGUGAGGUUUCCAGAGCCUUUAUUUAUUUUGUUUUGUUUUUAUUUACAGUUAAACCAGCAGCAUAAGAGGAUGUGGGGCUUCUCUGUUCCUGUCGGACCUCAAUGAAACUUUUUAAUUGAUGAAUGAAGCUCGGUGAGGAGGAGAAGACCCGGAGAGACGAUGGGAGACUUUGAUUAGACACACGAAAACAUUAUGGCUGUGGACGCUGCAUCCAGUUUCAGUUUCUGCAGGCCAGCAGUGGAGUACAGGGCCCUGCCUGAGGACUUUAAGCACCAGCUGAGUCGGCGGACAGGUGGGAAUCUGACCUGGCAUGACGGCCGUGGACAGAAAACAGCAGGAGGCAGAACGGUGAAGCUUUUGCAGCAGCCGGGCACAGAUGUCCUGCAGUACCGCUCCGGUGACAACUAUGGGCUAUAUCACACAAGCCCCACACAGCCGAGCCUGAUCCGACCAGUUGUGCUCUGGUCCCAACAAGAUGUUUGUAAAUGGCUGAAGAAACACUGUCCUCACAAUUACCUGACCUACGUGGAGGCGUUCUCCCAGCAUGCCAUCACAGGUCGUGCUUUGUUGCGUCUGAAUGGGGAGAAGCUGGAGCGGAUGGGUUUAGUUCAAGAAACGCUUCGACAGGAACUGUUGCAACAGGUGCUUCAGCUCCAGGUGCAGGAGGAGGGACGCAACCUGCAGCUGCUCAGCAGAGGUUCCUUUGGAAAGAUUUCAUAGCUGGGAGAAGUGGACACGAUAGAAUUGUAGAAUAUUUAAGCAUAAAAAACUCCAAUGUGACUCAGAUCGGUGGGAUAAAAUCAUCCAACCAGCAGUGAAAUCCAGAUUAAUAUUAACUUGACGUUGGCAGCUUUUCGUUUUGUAUAUACAUAAUAGACAUUAUCUCUGCAGACUGUGAGCUGUGAUUUAAAAAAAAGGCAUCAUGACAAUCCAGUGAAUUUAUUACUACUAGUUAUUACUGUGUUACUGUCAUGGUCUUUUCUCUUUGCAAUUUUCUAUGUCCUUAAAAUGAAUAAAUAAAUAAAUGAAAAUA